AUGAACUUCGACACAGAGAAAUUCAUUGUUGAAAUUCAACAACGAGAAGCUAUUUGGAAUUGUGAAGGAGCAGUUUAUAAGAAUAGAGAUUUAAAACGGAAACAGUGGGAAGAAUUAGUAGAUAUUUUUGGAAAAGAAGAGAUGACAACAGAGGCAAAAAAAAGUCUUGGAAAAGAAUUACAAAAGAAAUGGAAGAACAUUAGGGAUAAUUUCGUGAAAGCUCUAAAGGACAAUGUUACCAGGAGUGGGUCAGCGGCUAAGAAAAAGACUCAAUACAUAUUUUACAAUAAUUUAAUGUUUUUGAAGGACACAGUAUCUAUCAAUGAAACUGAUUCAAGCAUGCAAAGGCAAGAAAAUGAAAGAAAUGAAACAGAAAACGUAGCUGACCCAGUCGUAGUACCACCGCCAAAACGAAAAAAAAAGAAAAAUAAAGAAGAUGAUAUAGGAGUUGAAUUGAUUAACGUCUUAAAUAAGAAUGUAGAGUUGAAAAAGGCGGAAGAAGAUGAAGAUAGACUUUUCUUUUUGUCGUUGGUUAGUGAAAUAAAAAAAGUGCCUGAACAUAUACGCCUACGUACAAAAUCUCAAAUAAUGCAAGUCAUUACUGAAGCCCAAACGUCUGGAUACAACUACUGUAACUCUACUUGGGAUUACGUACGACCAUUCUACAACCAAGGGCCAUCCCAAGGAUAUCAGACACCAUCAUUUGCUAGAAAUAAUAACCCACCACCACCGCCCUCAGUUCCACCUACACACCGUGGAACAUGUAAUCAAGAACAAUCUGUAAUGUCUCCUGAAUCAACAUAUUCACAGAUAUCUCAAGAAUCUGAUUAUCUAGAUCUUUUUAAUGAUAAUAAUUCUCAGUAAUAGUUAUAGUUUACUACUUUUUUUAUUCAAUUAUAAACCCACAUUGCGAUUAAAAUUAAAACAUAAUAACUACUAAAACUUUUUUUAUUUUUAUCAUACUUACCUUAAUGUUAUUACUAAUUUCUCUUCGGGUUGGAUACAAUCACGAAAUUUAGUAUCUUGUCCUUUGAUGGUGUCAUAUAAAACUGUUAGUAGUUCUUCAAAUGACGAAACACUCAUUCUAACAUAGCCGAAAAAUUUAUCUUGGUGCUUCUUCAGUUCUUGAAAACAACUUGCGAACUGGCCGAAUUCGUUGCGUGUUUCUAGUAAAGGAUGAAUCCAGUAUCUUUUUUUAUAUUUCUUUCGUUGUUUUCGGGAGUAAAAAUAAAUAACACAAGCUAUCUCGACGGCGUCCAUUUUAUUUAUGGGCCACGCGCCUUCGAGCGGUCCAACCGCUUAACGCGGUUUCAUCGCGGCUGACCGCUAUGGCGGCCAACCGCGAAGAAACCGCGUUAAGCGGUUGGACCGCUCGAGUCUAACCGCCUAGCGGCCAACCGCUAGUGCGUUAGGGCCCUUAUACUUAGGGCCCUUAUAGAUGUAAACAUGGAUAGAGUAGCUCGUGUGUAAUUUUGAAAGUAUAUAGGUACUUACUAAAAAUAGAUUUUCUACAGUAUAGAUUAGUUUCGCGUGAAUAUGACAUAUACUUUAGUUUUUUUUUUUUGUAGUUUUAGUAAUUUCAUGAUCUCAUGUUUCAUCUAUAAUAAACAGCUUUCAGAUUUUAAAAUACAUGAUAUAAAAUAACAUCUAAACGCAAAGGAAACUACUCAUUACAUUGUGGGUUGUAUGUUGGUUUGCCUACUUAAUUUAAAAAAACUAAGAAAUUAUAUUUAUAUUUUUGAAAUUAUUAAACAAAUAAACACAUCAUCUUCUUCUUACCGAUCGCGAAAAAUUAAAAAAACCUAAGAUUUAAAAUACUAUAAUUUUGCACAUAUUGUCAAAGGCAUAUUGACAAUGCCGUUACAAUUAAGCGUCAAAUUUUGUUCCAUUUCCAUUUCAUUAAAAACGUUCGUUCGGGAUCAACUUGUUGUUAUAUGUAUAUGUGUCUAAAUAUUUGUACAUAUUUAGAGCAAGUACAUUAAGUUCAUACAUACAUAAUAUUUCUCCUUUUUAUGUAUUUCAAGUAAUCAUACUUUUAAUAAGUAUGUAGGUAUAGCACCAUAGUUAGGUUAUGAUAUACCCGACCGCGACUAAAGGAGGUUAUGUUAUGUUUUAAAUUACUUUUGUCUAUUUUAUGUUAGAAGUUGUUGUUUUUAUUGUGUUUGAUGUUUGUAAUUGAGCGAAAUUAAAAUCGAUAUAAAAGAAUGUAAUGUGAUUUUUACCAACGAGUUCUUACAUUGACCCUAAGUUUCUAAAUAACUUAAGUUAGGGGCCUGCUUAAAAUAAUGUUCAAAACAAGUUUAAGGGCUCACCUUAGUUGUCAGGUGACACUUAAGCAAUAGUGAAAACGAAUUUUUAAUAAAGAAAAUCCUAAACGCGGCUUGGGUGACACUUAUAACUUAGGAAUCGUUAGUGAAAACGGGCAUAAGUAAUUUUUAUUCAUUCCUGCUGAUUUGAAAAAAAUCACCCGCAUUUUUAAACUGGUGAUUAUAAUUUGGUUCAAAUUGAAGCAAUGUCAAACAUUAAUAAAAAUAUACUUAAUUAAUACUUCUAUAUAAAAUAAUUUGUUUGAUUAAUUCCAUGCAUAAGUGCGGUCAUUAUUAAUAUGUACUUAUUUUAACUGUUUUAUAAUCAUUUUAAUAAUUAUUUCUUACUGUUAUUGUCUUUCAAUUGUUUUUGAAUAGUGAUUUUAACUUCCGUCCAUUGGGUUUGUAACAAUAAUGCAUUUAGUUUGUACCGUGUUAAACAUUUUUAUGAUUUUGUUUCCAAUUAUAAUAAAUUCCAAUUGUUUUAAAUAGUUAAAAUGAAAAAAAAACAUGUCGUUUUCAUUUCAUGAUCAUAAAAUUAGAAACCGAAUUAAAAAAAGGAACUACAAUUAACUUCGUUUACUUAAGUUUAAUAAAAACCUUAAUUUACAUUCAUUCAUACUUAAAGGGAAAGUUGUAAACUUGAUUCAUGUCUUUUUAUUUUUGUAUCACGGUCAUAUCAAAGUGAGUGUAUAGGGAGGAUCUAUAUUAUAAGACAUUUUCGUAUGUAUUGUCAAAAUAAUAUAUUUUUUGUGAUUAAACUUAAUAUGUACCUACGUAGAAAAAAAUCGAUAUGCCGGACAACUUCUUAUCAUAUUUUAUUACCAACGGAACCAUGAAUAAUCUUACACAUUAGCCAUGUUUAAACUACGGCGUCCGUCAAACUGUCCCAUCAUUAAAUUAUAUCAUGUUUCUAGAAAGUUUAAUAAGAAAGUUGUUCGGCUUUAGUUUUUAACCUUUUUCCCAUGUCAUUACUUAUAGAAAUAAGUUUAUCUAAAAUAUAUAUUAUUAUGUAGUUACUUAAAAUAAUAUAAAUACCUAUAUAAUAAUGCAUUAUUCUUCGGUGGUGACCGUAGAAAGGUCUAACCGAUACAUAAACAAAGUAUAGUAGUAUAUGUAAUCAAACAAAUAAAAAAAAAACUACUUUUUUUAGCUUUUGUCUUUGAAAUUUAUUUUCGCAAUUUUCAAUCUGAAGUCCCGAGAUCCGACUUUUCAUACGGUCAACGCUGAAGUCUUAAAAUUUGUAAAUUUUGAAUAUCAUAACACUGGUACUUAUUUAAAGCAGUUGCCGUAGCAUUAUGGCAUGGUUAAAAGGCAGUAUUCAGGAGUUAAAAUUCCCAGGUGCUAGGAGAAUAUAUUUAUGUAGACACAAAAAAAAACGAGUUAAACCCCUUGUGACAAGUAGUGUUGUAAUAAAUUAAAGAAUAUUGCAUUAAAUCUAUUUUUACUUGCUAA
This is a messenger RNA of Amyelois transitella, 3761 nucleotides long. RefSeq lists its product as uncharacterized. Gene Ontology annotation, molecular function: DNA binding. Gene Ontology annotation, cellular component: nucleus; transcription regulator complex. Lineage: Eukaryota; Metazoa; Arthropoda; Insecta; Lepidoptera; Pyralidae. The transcript is spliced from 2 exons. Gene Ontology annotation, biological process: regulation of transcription by RNA polymerase II. The coding region runs from base 1 to 864 and encodes 287 amino acids. The record is from RefSeq and is a predicted model, not a curated record.